Gastrolobium bilobum is the source of this 1973-nucleotide messenger RNA. Its product is annotated as glutathione synthetase, chloroplastic-like. The record is from RefSeq and is a predicted model, not a curated record. The transcript has 12 exons. Lineage: Eukaryota; Viridiplantae; Streptophyta; Magnoliopsida; Fabales; Fabaceae. Gene Ontology annotation, molecular function: ATP binding; glutathione synthase activity; glutathione binding. Gene Ontology annotation, biological process: glutathione biosynthetic process. Gene Ontology annotation, cellular component: cytosol. Bases 70 to 1689 code for a protein of 539 amino acids.
AGUAAAAAGGGGAUGAACAAUGUGUGGCUGUGGUGCAAAUUGCAGAACGUCAUAAUGGUGGAGGUCUGAAUGGAUGUUGGGUCUGGUUGCUUUGCUAGCUCUGGCACUAGCCGCUUCUUAAGACACAUCUUUCCCUCUUUCUGCUCUAAUUAUCGCAACCAAUCACAAUCACUCUCUUUCCUGAAACCCUUGAAACUCAUGCCUCAACAACAUCUGACCAUGAGGUCUGCAAAUGUUGAAGAGGUGGUUAAUUCGUCCAUCGAGCUUCCCCUCUUCGAUCAUCAUCGCAUUGAUCAAAAACUGCUUCAAAACAUCGCUUACGAUGCUCUUGUUUGGAGCUCUCUCCAUGGCCUCCUUGUUGGCGAUAAAUCUGUUCAGAGAUCAGGAAGCGUUCCUGGUGUGGGCUUGGUGCAUCUGCCGUUUGCUGUAUUACCCUCAUCAUUUCCUGAAAGUCAUUGGAGGCAAGCGUGUGACUUAGCACCUUUAUUUAAUGAACUUGUUGAUCGGGUGAGUUUGGAUGGAAAAUUUCUACAGGAAGCUCUCUCCAGAACUAAGAAAGCGGAUGAAUUUACCUCUAGACUUUUGGAUAUUCAUUCCAAGAUGCUAGAGAUUAACAAAAAAGAGGAAAUACGCAUGGGAAUACUUCGUUCAGAUUAUAUGGUUGAUGAAAAGACUAAAUCACUUUUACAAAUAGAGCUGAACACUAUUUCCUGUGCAUUUGCUGGUGUUGGUAGUGUCGUGACUGAACUUCAUAGGAACAUUCUUUCUCACUAUGGAAAAUUGCUUGGGCUAGAUUCCCAAAGGGUUCCUGUUAAUGCUGCUGUCAGUAAGUCUGCAGAGGCCUUGGCUAAAGCUUGGAGUGAAUAUAAUAACCCCAGGGCUGUGAUUAUGUUUGUGGUUCAGGCUGAAGAACGAAGCAUGUAUGAUCAGCAUUUGAUUUCUGCACUUAUAAGAGAAAGACAUCAUAUUACAACCAUACGAAAAACGUUGGCAGAAGUUGAUCAAGGAGGAGAAAUUCUACCAGAUGGAACACUUUCUGUGGAUGGACAAGCAAUUGCCAUCAUUUACUUCCGGGCGGGCUAUACACCAGCUGACUAUCCUUCAGAAUCUCAAUGGAGAGCUAGGCUACUGAUGGAACAAUCUUCUGCUAUCAAAUGCCCUUCAAUAUCUUAUCAUUUGGUUGGCACCAAGAAGAUUCAACAGGAACUUGCGAAGCCUAGUGUUCUUGAGAGGUUCUUUGAAAACAAAGAAGAUAUUGCCAAACUGCGUGAAUGCUUUGCAGGAUUGUGGAGUUUGGAUGAUUCAGAUAUUGCUAAAAAAGCAAUUGAAAGGCCAGAGUUAUUUGUGAUGAAGCCCCAAAGAGAAGGAGGAGGAAACAAUAUUUAUGGUGAUGCUCUGAGAGAAACCCUCCUAAAAUUGCAGAAAGCAGAUUCUGGAGAAGAUGCAGCUUACAUCCUUAUGCAGAGGAUAUUUCCAACUAAUUCUCCAACGGUUUUGAUGCGUAAUGGUAGUUGGCAUAAGGAUCAUACCAUAUCAGAAGUUGGGAUAUUUGGUACUUAUUUAAGGAAUAAGGAUACGGUUAUCAUGAAUGACCAAAGUGGCUAUAUGGUGCGUACAAAACCAUCAUCAUCUGAUGAAGGUGGGGUUUUACCUGGUUUUGGAGUAAUAGAUAGUGUAUACCUGACUUGACGGAGCCAAUCCCUUUAGUUAUCAGGGUAAUUCAAAACCUUACGUAGUUGAAUGUUUGCAUAUUAUCAUUUAAGUCACCUGUUUUUAUUUAUCUGCCUCCGAAAAUGGAGAAAGAAGAGGGAGGCCACGCUGUUUCUUUUGCAUUCCCCUUGGGGUGUUACAUAAUUAUGUAACAUGUUAAUGCUUCUUUCAACGGCCGGUUUUAUUGUAAACAAUAAAGAUUGAUGAACUGUUCAAACCUGUUCGUUCUUACUGAAAGACAGCUUGAUUGGAAUUUUGUUUCU